This is a messenger RNA of Cylas formicarius (sweet potato weevil), 4895 nucleotides long. RefSeq lists its product as uncharacterized. Gene Ontology annotation, molecular function: oxidoreductase activity, acting on paired donors, with incorporation or reduction of molecular oxygen; heme binding; iron ion binding. The transcript has 20 exons. Lineage: Eukaryota; Metazoa; Arthropoda; Insecta; Coleoptera; Brentidae. The record is from RefSeq and is a predicted model, not a curated record. The coding region runs from base 176 to 4840 and encodes 1554 amino acids.
GUAUCAGAGGAGAUUCUCGCUUAUUUGCCAAUUGACUGUGCAGUGCGCAGUUGAAAGUAAUUAUUGUGAAUUUUGUCAAGGUUACCGAUAUUGUUUUUGAAAUUAAUAAACAUUUCUAUCAGUUCGUUGUCUGAUAUACCUAGAAAGACAAAGUACACGUUGAGGUUUUCCCACCAUGCUAACCAUAAUAUUAGCUGGCAUUGUGCUCAGUAUUCUCUUCUGGUACUUUUUGGUUAAACCAUUGCAUUACUGGAGAGAUCUCGGGGUAAAACAAACCAACCCGUGGCUGUUUUUCGGCGAUAAUUGGGUGACCAUCUUCAGACGGAAAAGUUUCGAUGAAAUGUUAAUAUGGCUUUACAACAUGUUUCCCAACGAACGGUAUUCUGGUAUGUACCAAGUUUACGUACCAACGUUACUCAUUAGAGAUCCAGAGCUUAUUAAACAAUUGACCGUCAAAGAUUUCGAUCAUUUUACCGAUCACAGACCUUUCAUUGAUCCCGAAUCUGAUCCACUAUGGGGCAAAAACCUUUUCGCUUUAAGAGGACAAACUUGGAAAGAUAUGAGAGCUACUUUGUCCGCCUCUUUUACCAGUAGCAAGAUGAAAUUUAUGUUCCAUUUGAUAGGCGAUACUUGUGAAAGCUUUGUUAAAUAUUUCGACACGAAAAAAGAAGAUCUUAUCGAGCUGGAAGUUAAAGAAACUUUCACCAGGUUCACGAACGAUGUUAUCGCUAGUGCUGCAUUUGGAAUUAAAGUUGAUUCGCUGGCAGAGCCAAACAAUGAAUUUUAUUACAUGGGAAAGACACUAACCAAUCUUUCUGGUAUCAAAAUGAUGUUGAAAUUUACGGGAUAUUUUGUUGCGCCUAAAUUAUUUCGCAUGUUAGGAAUAACGUUGUUUGACGCCAAGGUGUCAAAAUAUUUCACUCAGAUCAUUUCCGAAACUAUAAAAGCCAGAGAGGAAAGAGGUAUCGUUCGGCCGGAUAUGAUUAACCUUCUUCUGGAGGCCAGGAAAGGUGUAAAACACGAUGUCAGCGCUAAUGUAGAUACCGGAUUUGCCACAGUGCAGGAAUUCGACCUGGGAACAACGGCCAAACCACGCCUAGACCUCACAGACCAAGAUAUAACGUCACAGGCCGUCAUAUUUUUCUUUGCUGGCUUCGAUACGGUAUCCACAGCUAUGUGCUUCGCCCUGCAUGAGUUGGCGUGCAAUCAAGAUAUCCAGCAAAAGCUUCGCGAAGAAAUUAGAAAGACUGCAAGCGAAUAUCCUAAAAUUACCUACGACGGGCUGCUCAAAAUGAAAUAUCUGGAUAUGGUGGUGACGGAAAUAUUGAGGAAGUGGCCACCUGCAGUUGCAAUAGACAGAGUUUGUACUAAGCCCUACACGAUAGAGCCUGUCAAUCCUGGCGAGAAAGCGCUACAUUUGCCCGUAGGGACGACGCUAUUUUUACCAAUGUUCGCCAUACACAGAGACCCCGCAUAUUACCCAAACCCGGAGAAAUUUGAUCCGGAAAGGUUUUCGGAUGAAAACAAGGACAACAUUAGGCCUUACACAUUCAUACCGUUCGGGUCCGGACCUAGAAAUUGCAUCGGAUCCAGAUUGGCUCUCCUUGAAGUGAAAGCUAUGUUGUAUCACCUCCUAUUGAAAUACGAAGUGGUGCCGACGGCAAAAACCCAAAUACCGUUGAAGAUCAGCAAAAAAUCUCUGAAUUUUACUGCCGAAAACGGUUUUUGGUAUGGCAUCAAACGAAUACACAAUAAUUCAGGAGAGCAAUUGGGAGUUCCCCAAGGAUCCAUCCUCGGUCCCCUCCUGUUUCUAAUUUAUAUUAAUGAUCUGGUAAAGGCCGUCGAUACGGCGAAUUGCAUUCUAUUUGCCGAUGAUUCGACCUUGAUCUCUUCGGACAAGGAUAUUGCGACUUUGAAGGUGAUGGCUGACGCUGAUCUUCAGGCGGUCGACCAAUAUCAUCUGACCUAUGGCGUGCUUCUUUGGGGUAACUCUUCAGAUGCUGAUCGGGUUUUUCGGCUUCAGAAGGCAGCAGUUCGCAUUCUCCAAGGGGCUCCUCCUGGAGCACAUUGUCGAGAGCUUUUUAUUAAAUUUAAGAUUCUAACUCUGCCUUCCCUAUUCAUAUACUACAACCUUCUGAAGGUCCAUGCUGGUUUGCAGAGAAUUGGUAGCACCAUUACGGGAUCCCUGCCUCCUGAGCAAGCAGGAUUUAGACCGGGCCGCACCUGCUGUGACCAGAUGCUGGCAUUGACGUCGUACAUAGAAGCGGGUUUUCAACAAAAACUAAAAACAGCCGCUGUGUUCUUGGACUUGACGUCAGCCUAUGAUACGGUCUGGAGGGAGGGACUGAACUACAAAUUUCUGAGAGCCAUAACAUACCAAACAACAGCCCGUCUAAUACAAAACAUGCUGAGCAAUAGGUGCUUCAAUGUGGUCCUCGACGACAAAAUUAGCCACACCAAGAUAAUAAAUAAUGGUCUCCCGCAGGGGUCUGUCUUGGCUCUCCUUUUGUUUAAUCUUUACAUAUCAGAUCUUCCAGCCACAGAGGGGAAAAAAUUCUGCUACGCGGACGACAUAGCACUGGCUAUUAGGCACAAAUCUCUUGACGCGGCAGAAACCAUUCUCAACAACGACCUUGCCAGACCACAUACAUAUUUUAAGAAUUGGAGACUAAUACCAAACCCUGCCAAAACACAAACAUCAACAUUUCAUCUUAAUAAUAAAAUGUAUUUGGGAGUGACUUUGGACCGCACGCUCACCUAUCGGCAACACCUGGAGAAUACCGCAGCGAAGAUAGCAACCCGAAAUAACAUAAUCCAAAAAUUAUGUGAAACCACCUGGGGCGCAACUGCAACAACACUACGCACUUCUUCGCUUGCCCUUGCGUUCUCCGUGGCCGAAUACUGCGCUCCAGUGUGGAUCAAUAGCUGUCACUCCAGGCUUGUUGACAGACAACUAAAUAGCACAAUGAGGCUGAUAUCCGCACUGCCAAUUCAUAAAGAUCUCCCACAACUGAGACACGGAAGACUAAAAUCCAGGAAACCGUCAUUAUAUCUGGCUGAAGCACUCCAAAAUGAUGGCUAUGAUCCCAAAGACCAAUGGAAGUGCGACUGGAGUUUGAAAGCAAGUGAUGUUCUUCAAAACUGGUUCGCAACUUGCAACGUCACGGGAACCGACCUAAACCGAAAGCAAUGGUCAGCCCUGAACCGGGUACGCACCGGACAUGGAAGGUUGAGGCUUUCCACCAUGAUAACCAUCAUACUAGCUGGCACUGUGCUUAGUAUUCUCUUCUGGUACUUUCUGAUUAAACCAUUACAUUACUGGAGAGAUCUCGGGGUAAAACAAAGCAACCCGUGGCUUUUUUUGGGCGACAAUUGGGUCACCCUCUUCAGACGGAAAAGUUUCGAUGAAAUGAUAAUAUGGCUCUAUAACAUGUUUCCCAACGAACGGUAUUCUGGUAUGUACCAAUUUUACCUGCCCACGUUACUCAUUAGAGAUCCAGAGCUUAUCAAACAAUUGACCGUCAAAGAUUUCGAUCAUUUUACAGAUCACAGACCUUUCGUUGAUCCCGAAUCUGAUCCACUAUGGGGCAAAAACCUUUUCGCUUUGAGAGGACAAACUUGGAAAGAUAUGAGGGCGACUUUGUCCGCCUCUUUUACCAGUAGCAAGAUGAAAUUUAUGUUCCAUUUGAUUGGCGAUACGUGUGAGAACUUUGUUAAAUAUUUCGACACGAAAAAAGAAGAUGUUAUCGAGCUUGAAGUUAAAGAAACUUUUACCAGGUUCACUAACGAUGUAAUCGCUAGUGCUGCAUUCGGAAUUAAAGUUGAUUCGUUGGCUGAGCCCAACAAUGAAUUUUACCACAUGGGAAGGGCACUAACCAAUUUUUCCGGUAUUAAAAUGAUGUUAAAAUUUAUGGGAUAUUUUAUGGUGCCUAAGCUAUUCCGAAUGUUGAGAAUAACGUUGUUCGACACCAAAGUGUCAAAAUUUUUCACUCAAAUCAUCUCUGAAACGAUAAAAGCCAGAGAGGAAGGUGGCAUCGUCCGCCCGGACAUGAUUAACCUUCUGCUGGAGGCCAGGAAAGGCGUAAAACACGAUGUCAGCGCCAACGUAGAUACCGGAUUUGCCACAGUGCAGGAAUUCGACCUGGGAACAACGGCAAAACCACGCCUAGACCUCACAGACCAAGAUAUAACGUCACAGGCCGUCAUAUUCUUCCUUGCCGGCUUCGAUACGGUAUCCACAGCUAUGUGCUUCGCCCUGCAUGAGUUGGCAUGCAAUCAAGAGGUCCAGCAAAGGCUUCGCGAAGAAAUUACAAAGACUGCAACCGAAUAUCCCAAAAUUACCUACGACGGGCUUCUUAAAAUGAAAUAUCUGGAUAUGGUGGUAACGGAAAUAUUGAGAAAGUGGCCACCUGCGGUUGCAAUAGACAGAGUUUGCACUAAAUCCUACACGAUAGAGCCCGUCAAUUCUGGCGAGAAAGCGCUACAUUUGCCCGUAGGGACGACACUAUUUUUACCCAUGUUCGCCAUACAUAGAGACCCCGCAUAUUACCCAAACCCGGAGAAAUUUGACCCGGAAAGAUUUUCGGACGAAAACAAAGACAACAUUAGACCCUACACAUUCAUACCGUUCGGGUCAGGACCAAGAAAUUGCAUCGGGUCCAGAUUUGCUCUCCUGGAAGUGAAAGCUAUGUUGUAUCACCUCCUGUUGAAAUAUGAAGUUGUGCCGACGGCAAAAACCCAAAUACCGUUGAAGAUAAGUAAAAAAUCUCUGAAUUUUACUGCCGAAAAUGGAUUUUGGUAUGGCUUCAAACGAAUACACAAUAAUUCGGCCAGAAAUUAAGAUAAAUUAAUAAUGUGAUCAUAGAUUUUAAGAUAAUAAACACCAUUUGAAAUAA